ACAGAGAACAAUUUUCGUCCUGAGGCUGCAAUAGAAGUUUUUAAGGAGUUUCUCUUAAUACGAGUGCCGAACAUUCUCUCAGACAGAAAAGUCGCCGUGACACGCAUCAAGAAAAUUAGUUUUAUUCUUUGCACGUCCUGGUUUAUUUACCAGCUAUGCAAGUUCACUGCUCUGUACUUUAACUAUCCAACGGAGAAAGAUACAGAAGUUCUGUAUUCAAACGUUACGUAUACAGGAGAUUCCAUACCAUUUGUUAAACCUGCUCUCAUUAUCUGCAAUAGUAAUCCCGUGAAAAGAGAAAGAUUUUGUUUUCAUAAACCUGAAGAAUGUUAUACUCCAGAGAAUGUGACAGAGUUUUGCCUGAAAUACAGCUACUAUUGUAAAAGGUCCAAGCUCCCGACGAACUUUUCGGUUGGUGUUUCUUCCCAGAUACCGUUUGAAGAUUUGCUUCCUUUUGGGCAGAAGGCGAAUGAAUUCAUAUCCGUAGUUACUUCUGGAAACAGAGAUAUCUUGACGAACGUCUCAGAGCAGAUGUAUGUUCACUUCGAUAUGGAUGUUAAACGUUGGCUACUUUGCUAUACUUUAGACUACCACCUGGUUAGCAACAAAUAUCCCUAUGAGUUUGAUGCCAAAGAGGAAGCAAAGCAUGAUUUAAGCCUCAAUUAUAUAACGAUAGAUUUUGACACGAAGAACACUGCUAAUUGUGAUAUUGUACCAGGGGGACUUCUUGGUGUAGGUUCCCCAUUUGAACCAUUUAUUCCGAAGCUUCGCAUCAAGUCUGGAAUGAAAUAUACUAUCAAAGUAAAAUUGGAAGAAGAGAACAGAUUACCUUGUCCUUAUCAUACAAACUGCCGAAAUUAUUCGGAAGACUGGCUGAUGGGUUACAAGAGUGGACCACGUUCCAGAGAAAUGUGUAUUUACUCAUGCUUACAAGAGAGAGCCAGAGAAUCAUUUUGCGAACCCUGCAUAUCCAGAUACUUUUAUCGAGAAGGUGUUUUUCCGAUCAAGUGGAUGUGCAAUGAUACCUGCGAACCAUAUCGACACAGUACUGAGCCCGAAUUCGAUAUAUAUGUGGAUAAGGAGAAAUGUUCAGCGCUUUGUAAAGAUGCUUGUUUAAAAUACAGUUUUUUCUAUUCAGUGGAUAAAGUUCUCGAAUCUGCCUGGCCUGAUUCCUUUUCAUGCAUUGAGAUAAAACUGCAGGAUCCUCCAGUCAAAAUUGUCUCUCUCAAACCAAGAUAUAAGCCAAUCGAACUUUUCAGCUACAUUGGUAGUUACAUGGGUCUGUGGUUAGGAUUCUGUGCCAUAACGAUGAAUCAUUUUGUCAUUUCUCUCGUUUUCAUUGUCUGGAUUGCAGUGAAGAGGAGCAUUCGGAGAUGCAUUUCUAGAUUUAAGAAAAUGAACGUUCCAAUUUCAGAUGAUAUAGGCCAUUUGGAAACUCGAAUAUAAGCUACGACGAACUCGUAUCGAAGCCUCUUGGAAAAUCUUAAAACUUUCUCUUUUUCGAUAUUAGAUGUGUCAACAGAUGCGUUGAAGAAUGCAUGUAAAAGAAAAAAAGAAUAUUGUUCCUGGAUAAUAAAAAUCAGCAAAAAUAAUU
Molecule: messenger RNA, 1594 nt
Organism: Stegodyphus dumicola
Lineage: Eukaryota; Metazoa; Arthropoda; Arachnida; Araneae; Eresidae
Biological process (GO): sodium ion transport
Cellular component (GO): membrane
Molecular function (GO): sodium channel activity
Source: RefSeq, a predicted model, not a curated record